UCUUCGUAUUGUUUACAGACGUAGCACUCCUGCUCUCUUCGGAAUAAUCGAUAGGGUUACUGCAUAGUUAAAACAUGGUUAUACUUCUGCAAUGCGUCUUACAUUCCAUAUAAUAUCAUGAAGCACUACUUUAUACAAUUGUCAAAGAGUGUGAUGAUGAUUUGUGUUUGAAUAUGGCAGACGAUGAACUCCUAGCGUUUAGGAAAAGCUGGAAACGGGAAUUAACCGACAAAAACGAAGACAAAACACAAACCGUGCGAAUAGAGACCGCGAUUUGUUCCAAAUCAAAAAGUACUUCAACUCUUAAUCAGGGAGGUGAGGGUGAUGCCAAGUGUGUCGCAGAGUCGAACGAUGAACCGAAAUAUGUGUCUAUUGCAAGUGGUUUGUUGGACGGGCGGACGAGUCCCCUAUUGGAGAGAAUUCAGGAGGAGAGGACCCGGAGGAAGAGGCAGUACCACAGAACCACUGACACCUACAGGGUGUCUUCCCAACAUCCACAGAAGAAAGCGUCUAAAGGCGAGAAGCUCGUGGAUCUACUGAUCCAGGACCUGAAUGAGCUGAAUGACAUUCCAUUUUUUGACAUUGAGCUUCCCUACGAGUUGGCCUUGAAGAUAUUCCAGUACCUGGACUUUGCUGAACUAGGACGAUGUGCUCAGGUCAGCAAGGCCUGGGCGCAGCUGGCCGAGGACGGGGUUCUGUGGUACCGUUUGUGUUUGAAGGCGGGUUACCAGUUAGAUGCCAGUGUGUGCGACUCCCCCUGCUGGAAGAGCACCCUGAGAGACUGCCUUAGCUCUCACAACACUGUGCGCUCCAACUGGAAGAGUCGUGUUGGGUCGAUCGUUCAGCUUCAGUACGAGCUGGGCAAGGUUCUGUGUGACGUCAGCUCCUGUGACAACUUUGUCUUGGCAGGGUACACCUCUGGAGACGUGCGGCUGUGGGACACGCUGCACUGGGACGCGUCAGCCUCCUACCUGAAGGCCAACAGCCUCUCCGCCAACACGGAACCCAGACCCCAGGUCACCCACGUCCAGGUCAGCAGCACGUUGGCUGCUGCGGCCUACCAAGAUGGCUGUGUUGACGUCUGGAGCACACAGACGGGUGGGCAGCCCAUCCAUCACUACCAGAGCGCCGGAGGCGGGCUCCAGGCACUGACGCUGAGCACUGACAGCUCUACGCUGGCCUCCGCCUCCGGGCGACGCGUCCGCCUGGACCACUGUGACGACCACGGCUAUUGGAGGAGCGGCUGCAGCUCCCAGCUGCCCCAGCCUGUGGACAGCCUGCUCCUGGUGCCAGACCGGCCCCCAGGGCGUCCACUGGCGGCGGCAGUGGCCGGGGACUCUGUGUACCUGCUGGAUCCCCGCGAGGCGGUGGAACCCCACGUCCUGCACUCGGUCUACGGCCACCCCGUCACCUGCCUGGCGGCCUCCUCCUCCCAGCUGGCCCUGGGGGUGAAGAGCAGCGGCUGGGCCAUGCAUGACGGAGGCAACAAGAUCCAGGUGUACAGCUUGGAGACCAGGCAGUCAGUUGUACGGGUGGGCACCUCUGAAGGGGACUUUACCUGCAUCCAUCUGAGCCACCCCCACCUGCUGGCAUGUGGAAACAAAGACAGGAGGGUGAGGCUCUUUGACCUGCGCAGCGGGUCUUCGGUGGUCUCGCUGUACGCCCACCACCUGGGUGUCACGGCGGUGCAGGCGGACGACUGGAAGAUCGUGAGCGGGGGAGACGAGGGACUGGUCUGCGUGUGGGACUCGAGGGCCGGAGCCAAGCUGUGGGAGAUGCACAACAGGCAUCCCGUUAGGCACGUGCGUUUCCAAGGCAGCAUGUUGGUGACGGCCAACAUCCCGGACGAGAAGACCCCCCGUGGGGCCUGCAUCACCGACGACGACCUCACGGCUCACCGCAGACACAGGGGAGUGAUCAGCCGCUACGACUUCUCGGAGGACGCCACCGCCCAGGACCACAUCCUGCCCAUCUGCAGGUCCAACUACGCAGAGUCCCACGGCUACAACUACAACAUCGGCCUGGCCGUGCCCUACGACACACUGCGGGGCGCCUACCCCGCCUACUAGUCUGCUUUCUAUCUUUCUAUUGAUUUUAUGUUUCAUUUUUUUAUUUUAAAACCUGCAAUGUAUUUUUAACCAUGUAACUUUAAUCUAUAAAGUACAAUUUAGGUUUCAGGAGGAUUUUGUACAUAAUUUUGUAAUUUAACAGCAGUUCAUCACAACUGUGUUGUUGAACUGGGAUUUUAAAAAGAUUGAGCUGGAUAUUAAAUCACCACACUUGGGUACAAUAAAUGUGUCUCUAACAAAAA
Molecule: messenger RNA, 2311 nt
Organism: Gadus morhua (Atlantic cod)
Lineage: Eukaryota; Metazoa; Chordata; Actinopteri; Gadiformes; Gadidae
Gene: fbxw8
Product: F-box and WD repeat domain containing 8
Exons: 11
Coding region: 174-2069 (631 amino acids)
Molecular function (GO): protein binding
Source: RefSeq, a predicted model, not a curated record